Molecule: messenger RNA, 655 nt
Organism: Haliotis rufescens (red abalone)
Lineage: Eukaryota; Metazoa; Mollusca; Gastropoda; Lepetellida; Haliotidae
Exons: 5
Coding region: 120-503 (127 amino acids)
Source: RefSeq, a predicted model, not a curated record
UCAUUAUCAGCUUGAUUGCACCGACAAGCGACGUGAACCCCAUUUGCAACACGACGACGGAGACGCUAAUACCCCACCCCACAAAGUGUGCCCAGUACUACAAUUGUAGCGCCCCAGCCAUGAAAUUUAACCGCAUCAUCUUGGGGAAGAACUUACAGGAAUGUCCCUACCCGCAGUUGUACAACCCUGGAACACAGAGAUGUGAGCACUACAGCAUGGUCCAGUGCGGUAACAGAAUGGAGCCCCUGGGAAAAUGCGAGUAUGCCCGGUACGCGUGUCUUGGGUCAGUCAACUGUGGACCACCGUGUUUCGUCAACAACCCAACCUGCAGGUUCCUUCCUGACGGCCUCAACGCCUACGAAAAUCGCCCCGGCUCUUCUUUCUACGUUGUAUGUGUUAAUCAGCGACUGGUCUACACUGGCGAGUGCCACGAUAACGGAACGGGGACACCUGUCUUUGACGUUAACUUGCGUGCCUGCAGGGACAGCGUGUGCUGCACUUAAGACGCCUGAAGCGUAACUACAACAAGCACCUGCCCGUGAACAGUUCUAGCGCUGUGAAGCUUUCUUGUAGACGGUUCGGAUCUCAUCAACAGCCCCAUGAUGUGUGAGUGUCGCGUGUUGUGCUUGCUGAUGGUGUUGCUGAUCGCCCUGGA